This is a messenger RNA of Ectocarpus siliculosus, 3371 nucleotides long. The record is from the annotation of a GenBank genome assembly. NCBI's taxonomy places the organism in Eukaryota, Phaeophyceae, Ectocarpales, Ectocarpaceae.
AUGCACCUUCUCGUCGUUGCUCCUCAAUCACGCCAUCACCACCAGCCGUCGUCUCGGAUUCCUCACUCAUCGUGGUGGAGGAUCUUGGUUGAACAGGGUGGCGAGCGGCCAAGGCUCACCAACCCUUCGGGAACGCGUUGGAGAAGCGGUCGUCGAGAGGCCGGCGGCGCGACCAGCGGGGGUUCCGGUAGCAGCAGCUGGAGAUCCACCAACACCGCGGCGGCAGACCGGCAGCACCUUGAUCCCCCUCCUGCGGAGGCCGUGGGCGCGCACUCGUCAAGAACAGGGGCGGAGCAGCAGCCGCAUCAAUUUUACUACCCGGCUACAGCAGGGGUCAGCGGCGGUGGCCAUCACCUUCCCGCGACGGCGGCACGGCCGUUAGCAACGAACGCCGCCUGGGUGGUGAAACCCGCGUCCUACUCGCUGCCGCCGCCGAACGCGACGGCAUUGGCGGUAACGGCGGCCGCCCCAGCGCACGCCCCUCCCCCCUCGUCGACCGAGCUCCACCUGGCUGAGGGCCGGCAGCUUUCCCUUGCCCCUGGUCAGCAGCCGCCGUCGCAGCAGCCUCAGGCGGGGGGCCGUCGGAGACAAGGACGAGGCGGAUACGGAGGACCACUACCACCACCACCACCAGCAACGCAGCAGUUCGAAACUUACCGCCAACAGCAACAACAACCACAGCAGCAACAACAACAGUCAAGCGGCGGCGGCGGCGGCGGCGGCAACGGGAGGGGUAGCGCAAGCGCCGGCACGAUCGCGACCCUGAUCCUCGCUUCCCUGCUAACGUACGCCCUCUACAACGCCUCAGUGGAGGCUCUGGCGGGACAGCGGACGAGACUGUCAGUCCCCCGUCGCCACCCCUCCAGCGCUUCGGCGAGAGGAGGGAGCUUGAUCGGAACGUCCGGACGCGACGUCCCCGCCGAGAUAGGCACCACGGGCGGCGCCGCUGGCGCCGCCGCCGCCGACAACACCGCCCUGCUCGAAGACGAAGACGACCAUCUUUCAGACGGCGGCAUUGGCUCCAAGGUCGAGUACUACGAGCGCGUGCCCCCGGCGGUGUCGUGGGGGGGCGGCGCCAAUGGAGGGGAGGGGGGCGACGGAGGAGCCGCGGUGGCCGGGUGGGGUAAGGGAGUCUCUGUGGUGACCGUGAGCGCGUGGCAAACCCUGGCGGCUCUCGGGGUUGGGUUUUUGAUGUCCAGGUUCUGGAGGCGUUUUAGGAGGCCGGAAGUCAGAGCGCUGAGCGACGCGGAGCGGACGCGGCGGAAUAAGUUCCUGUUGGUGUUCGCGGCGGCGCAUCUGGCGGGGACCGGGCUGGAGUACCACGGCUACGGUGUCAUCGGUGCGGCCGCGGCGGAAGUUCUGCGCUCCACGGAAGCGGCGUUUUUCUGCCUCUUGAGCCUGAACGUGGGCAUGCAGCGGCCGGGAUUGGCAUCGGUGCCCACCCUGCUGCUAGCCCUUGGCCUCGCGCUAGCGGCCACCCCGACAGCGGGGGACCUUAGGGCCGGGUGGGGGGGGCUCCGCGCGAGCCUGGCGGCCAACAUGCUUCUCGCCGUUCGCGCCAUCGCGGCUAAGAUGGCGCUCGAUGACUACGGCCUAGAUGAGAUAUCGGCGCUCUUUUCCGGUGCUAAGAUGACCGCGGGUCUCCAGUGCUUAAUUUUGUUAGUAGUGGAAGUGCCUCGUGCCGCCGCCGGCCUUUCUCCUCGCCUGCUGCCUCACCUUUGGGGGGUGGGAGUCAUGGAGAUAGACCAGCAGCAGCCUGGGGGGCCCGUCGUGUCCGGCGAGGGGGCCGGGAUAGGGGUCGGGGAAGCGGGCGACUGGGGGGAGGGGAGGGAGAGGGCGAGGCUGGCGUGCCUGCUGCUGGCGAACGGGGUGUUCCUGUACGGGCACCUGCUGGUGCUGUUCGCUCUGCUGUCGAGGCUCUCGGCCACCAUGUUCGCGAUCUCUAGAGGCUCCGCCGCUGGCCCUCGCAUCGUGGGGAUGUCUCUCGCCACGCUCGCCGUCUCAGCUCAUUUCUACCGGGCCUACGUCCGGGGAAGGGCGACGUCCUCCCUCCUGAACUCGGGGGACAACGCCGAAGGCCUCCCGUGCGAUGCCGACGACGGUGGCGAGGCCGGGGGCGACGCAACCGCCGCCGCCGCCGGGGGGCAGGAAGCCAUCUCCUUCGUGCCCCCGUCCCCUCCCCCCCACCGCCGCAGGCUCCCCCGGCUCCUUCGCCGCGACAACGACGCGUCACCGGCAGCGGCGGCUCCGCUUUCUUCUUCCUCCUGCUCCUCCUCGUACUCGGGCCCGGCGGGCGGCGACGGCGGUAGGGCGGAGGAUUAUUCGGCGUCGCCCCCCAGCCGUCGCCCCGCGGUUGGGAUGACUGCGGCCGGAGGAGGAGGAGGAGGAGGAGGAGGAGGAGCUACAGCGCUGCCUUUGCUGCCCGCCGGGCUGGUGCGCCGCCUACAACCGCACCGCCGGCGGGGUAUCCGGCGGCGACGGCGGCGGCCGCUGGGGGCGGACGGCGGGGAGAGGAGCCCUCCGAAGGUGUAUCUCCUCCAGCCGGCCGCCGCGGGAGCGGACACGGCUUGGGGAGGACGGCGGCCUGCGUGCCUCGCCCCUUCCGCCGCCUCGGCGGCGACUCCGUCGUCGACCCCCCCGAGGAGGAAGGGGUUGUCGCCGCAGGAUUCCGCGGGGCCACCAUGGGCGGAGGUAGUCGUGCUGUCCGGACGAGGGACGGAGGAGAAGGCGGGGCCGGUGGUCGGGAGGUGUCGGGUAGUACGGGGGCGACGCUGUCGUCGCCGUCGACGUCCUCGUCGUCGUUCUCGCUGAACGGCUUCGAGGUGAUCGACAAGGAGGAGGACAUGUGGACCUGAUCGGUCUCGAUGGAGUCAUGAUGCGGUCUCGAGAGAUUGAAUCCCGAAGCUCUCCAUACAGGACUCAAAUGUUGCCUCGCGUACAGCGUUAUGUUAUGCCCGAGUACAGCGUUUUGUUAGGUAUAUGGAAGGUGGAGCUGAUAUCGAUCGGUUGAUUGAUUCUUGGGGCUCUCGGUGCGGUAGUGUAUAGCUUCCGAUUAGGAUUAGGUAUGAAUCACUGUCGUGACAGUCGUUCGAGGGUGAGUUGAGGGGAUAGUGUCAGUGGAUCGGCAACUGGCUGCCUAUCAGAUUGUCAUGACCAGAUCGAGCUCUGUACGUUAUGUUUGAGCGGGUUUGAGCCAAAUUUUGUUUGCGCUGCACAGUCGAGGCCGAUAAAAUUUCAAUAUUUUUUCUAUAUGUAUUUUUGCUUGUGACGGAGGAGACGCGGUGUCGAUGACUCGAAUUGUGGAGUUGUUCGAAUGUACACGUGUAUUGUCGGAAUUGGUGCGUGUAUUUGUCGUUUUCUCGAUUGUAUCG